Molecule: messenger RNA, 4450 nt
Organism: Erinaceus europaeus (western European hedgehog)
Lineage: Eukaryota; Metazoa; Chordata; Mammalia; Eulipotyphla; Erinaceidae
Gene: CLIC4
Product: chloride intracellular channel 4
Exons: 6
Coding region: 204-962 (252 amino acids)
Source: RefSeq, a predicted model, not a curated record
CCGCGGCUUGAAGCGGCUGGGGCAGCGGCGGCGUCUGAGUAGCGCGCGGGGCGUAGGGUGGUGCUGAGGGCCAAGGCGAGGGGCGAGCUUGCCGCCGGGGACUAUCCAGGGAGGCGCAGCGCGGAGGGCACCCCGCACCCGAGCAGCCCGGGAGCACCAGCAGCCCCUGCCGACGUCGCCCGCGGAGCCCAGGCGAACCAGCCAUGGCGUUAUCGGUGCCGUUGAACGGAUUGAAAGAGGACAAAGAGCCCAUCAUCGAGCUCUUCGUCAAGGCUGGGAGUGAUGGUGAAAGCAUCGGAAACUGCCCCUUUUCGCAGAGACUCUUCAUGAUUCUUUGGCUCAAAGGAGUUGUAUUUAGUGUCACAACUGUUGACCUGAAAAGGAAGCCUGCUGACUUGCAGAACUUGGCUCCUGGGACCCACCCACCGUUUAUAACUUUUAACAAUGAAGUCAAGACGGAUGUAAAUAAGAUUGAAGAAUUUCUUGAAGAAGUCUUAUGUCCUCCCAAGUACUUAAAACUUUCACCAAAACACCCAGAGUCAAAUACUGCUGGAAUGGAUAUCUUUGCCAAAUUCUCUGCAUAUAUCAAGAAUUCAAGGCCAGAAGCUAAUGAAGCAUUGGAAAGGGGUCUCUUGAAAACACUCCAGAAACUGGAUGAAUAUCUGAAUUCUCCCCUUCCUGAUGAAAUUGAUGAGAACAGCAUGGAAGACAUAAAGUUUUCUACACGUAAAUUUCUGGAUGGCAAUGAAAUGACAUUAGCUGAUUGCAACCUGCUGCCCAAACUGCACAUUGUCAAGGUGGUGACCAAAAAAUACCGCAACUUUGAUAUUCCAAAAGGAAUGACUGGCAUCUGGAGAUACUUAACUAAUGCUUAUAGUAGGGAUGAGUUCACCAAUACCUGUCCCAGUGAUAAGGAGGUUGAAAUAGCAUAUAGUGAUGUAGCCAAAAGACUUACCAAGUAAAACAGCAUUUUACCAAGUAAAACAGCAUUUGUGAGAGAGAUGUCUUCUCAUCUUCCCUUAAGAAAAUGCUUUUCCUAACAGACUGCUUCUCUUCCUAUAAAGUAGAAAUUUCAUUUUGCAUGAACAUGCAGUUAUUUCAUGAUUAAGAUAAAGGAUAGACAAAGUAUAGUAGCCAUCUUUAAAUAUACACUCCUAAGCAGUAUUAUUUAAACAGUUUUCACCCUAACUACCUGACCUGUCCACCUGACCUGGCCUGCUCUCCUCUGGUUUGGAGACACUCCAUCACAGACUUUACAUGGUAGAUGUAGCUCGCUGUCUCUCUGGAGCUCUCACUACUGUGUCCUGAAUAUUCACUGUGUAUAGAUGGCAGAACUGUUGAGGUGCAAUGUUUAACUGUAAACUGUUAAAAUAGUGCCCAUGACCUUGUCAGUCAGCCCCAAACAGGUGCAUAAUGCAUGGUACAAAGACUAUUUAUGUAUUUUUGGAUUUUUAUACUAUUUACUAAUUGUAUGGGAAAGGAUUGCUACUGUAUCAAAACAUUGUUUCAAGUUUGUCUAUCCUGCAUAUGUCCUAAAGGAAGUCACUACCAGAGAAGAGAACCUUCUACAGACAGUCACUAUAGAGUCUGCAUUCUCACUUUGUACAUGGAUUUUUUACUUUUGCCUGAAAGCAUUUAUCCUUCAUACUAGUCAUAACAUCUGGCACUAUGUAGAAGCUGAAAGCUUAAAGGAAGGAGUGAUAUUCUCAAGCAUUUAUCUGUAUAAGAAGUCAAUGGGCACUUGACAUGCUCUGUCUAAAUGUGUUGUUUUGUUAUAUGUAUUUUGCCCAGUGCCAUUCAUCUGGAACAUAAUUGCUUUAUUUUGAAAAAGCUACUUUUACGUAAGCAUUGACUUUACUCUUUGCAGAUUUCUUGAUGAACACUACAUAUGCUGAUAUUUAGUUGACAUAGCUGUAACAGUAUAAUAAUUAGUAGUGUAAAAAUUAACACAGUAAUUAACCCAAGGAAGGUAAUGUGGGUUUUUCAAGAUAUCGGGUAGACUUCUGUUUCUUAAGCCAGUUUCUUAAGUCAAUUUAUUGGAUAAUCCAAAGGAUGCAAAUCCAUCUUAGCAUGGAAACAUCACAAAUAAACAGAUAAUUAGCUUGCCCAUCUUGACCUGAUUCACUAUUAGGCCUUUAGUAGAGGACUGCUUAUUCUAUUUGGACUAAAUUAUAGUUGUUAUGAUGAUUAGAUACUUAGGGUUUUGCCUAAUCUCAGUCACGUACUUCCUUCAGUUAAGUUUGUUGCCACACUGAGGAAUAAAUAGUACUCUGCAUGUUUGUUUUUAAAUUGAAGUCCUAAACCAGGAAUUAUCUGUAUUCUAACAAGGUAGGACGAACUUGGUGAAAAUAAGAGUUUGCUAUAUAUUUAUUAAUUUUGUUUUAAAUGGAUUUUCUAAAUAAUACUCCAGAGACUGUGACUGUGUCUAUGACACAUCUUUGGUAAUUUUAUAUACCUAACAUGUUUUUAAGAAGUUCUCAUUAACUGGAUUUUGAAUUUUAAAUAUAUUGCUUUAAAAUAGUAAAAUUUUCCCUCUUUGAUGUCCUACCACUUAGUAAGCACUGGCUUUAUGAAAGCAGCAGUCUGCUUUCUCUCUCUCUCUCUCUCUCUCUCUCUCUCCCUUUCUCUCUCUCUCUCUCUCUCUCUCUCUCUCUCUCUCUCUCUCUCUCUCUCCUUUAACCUAUCUGCAAUUAUCUGGAUCUUAGAAAGACAAGCAAAGCUCAACAUUGUAUCCAUUUGGCUCAGGGAGAUUUCUUUGCCCUACUUUCUUAUAACUCCUUACUGCUUAUCAAAAGUUUGGGCCCUUACUUUUUUGUAAUUGAAUACUGGAUGAUGACUUAUCUGUUUCCAGGAAGAAGCAUGAUCAGGUUAUCUAUUGAGAAAUCUUAUAGUAAUAGCUUCAGUUAGUAAAAAUGUCACAUCUACACCAGUAACAUAGACAACCAUGUUACAUUUCACCUGCCUUUAAAAUGAUGGCAGUGUGGCAUGCAGAAGUUACUGAACCUUGCCUCAGAGUAUGAACAGAGUAUGUUUAUAAGUACGAAGAAAAUUCGAAAGAAGUGAAUAGUGGACUGAGUGGUGCAAAAUAGAGGGCUAGUGAGGAAAGCUCCGUUCCUCAAGAUAAAGUGAUGAAAUAUAGUCUGAAAACUCAUUGUAAACUAUUUCCCUUUGGAUGUUUAUUUUCUAUAUUGUUUUAAAAAUUACUACAUGACUACAUAUGGUUAUCUCCAUGGAUAUCCAAAAAGGGCAGUUUAUCAGUUAUUAUUUUGACAAAAGCAGAGCUAUUUUUCUUUGUGGAAAGUCACAUUACCAGGGAAUUCAAUCAGAUGAAUUAGAGAUUGGCAAGUGGACAGAUGCUAGUAAAAGGAACACACAAUGUGUGUUCUAGAACACACAUUACCCCACCUUACAUUUGUGGGAAGACCAUACAUAGCUUAAUAUCUUGGAAGACUUGGGGCAUAAAAAAAUUUAAGGCAGUUUAUAUAGUGUUAUGCCUAAUCUCAGUCAUUUGCAUGUUGAUGGGAUUGAUAUAAUGGAAGUCAUCUAAUAGUAUUUCUACAACUACUGAAUCAUUUACCCCACCCUCUGAUUCCACUUGAAUAAGACUGGGGUCUGGAUGGAAGCUCUCACUAGUUUCUAAGGGGUUUUGAGAAAUUUUUGUAUUACCAGUUGGAAAACUCUACUACUAUUUUGAGUUAGUAUUAAAACUUUUUUUUUUAAUAUAGACACAGAUUUUCUGUACAUUCUGUCAUCUUACCAAAUGAUUGUUUAAUUUAGUGGCAAAAUUCAUAUAAGAUUUUAUUUCUUGGAAACUUUGACAUAGUAUAUCUUAAACAUUUGAGCAAUCUGUAUACAGUUUAGAUAUCUGAUGUUUAUACAAUUUAGAUUUCUGACAUUUAUGCUUACACUACAUUGAUUGACUUUAGAAUUUAGGAAUGUUUACUCUGUUGAGUUUUGAAUCUCUUCAGAGUUGCAUGUUGAUAGCUUUUAUUUCUGUGCAUUUAAAGUAUCCAUUUAAAAAUAACAAAGUAAAAAUUGAGCAGAAAUGGAAAUGUAUUUUUUCAUGAACAUUUUGAUACACAUUUCAUCAAGUUUGAUUAACCAAUGUCUUACACUGGCUCUAAUUAUCAUUUAAAGAGAGAGAAGCAUUCAUUACUAUGUGGUCUUUUUACAUGCCUUGCUUUAUACAUGAUCAAAGUUGGGACCAUCAGAAUUACAUUUUUAUCCUGGAAAAGUAUUUUGACUCAAGUCAUAAUGUUGAACAGGUUUGGAGUAUUUAGAAUUAUUUGAAAAGGCAAAUGGAAGCUUGUUAUAGAAUGCUUGUAUUUUCUUUUCUCUCUCUGGACCUGGUUUAUUGCUGGCAGCUAUUGUAUUAAAAAUAAAGUAUAUUUUCACUAUCAUAGAAGGUUCAUAUUUACUCCCUCAAAAAUAAACAGCAGCUUGGAUACUC